AACAACGGUUCUAUCCGUUUUGGUGUUUCUCUGCACUGCACUGGACUGUUUGUUGCAAGCAACCAGCACUUCUGUCUGUCAGUUCAGUUUUCAACUCAUAGAAGCAGCAGGUCGGUUCGGACCGAGCGAGCUUUGUUUGCCCCGCGGUCGAGCCAUUCUUUCCAUUUUCGAUUCCGCUAGCUGGAUUCUUUUUGUGCUGCUAGAACCGAUCUCCGUUGCCGUUUGUUGUGUUCUAAUUUAUCCGUUCUUUUUUUUUUAGUGGUGAAAAUUGUGUUUGUGCGGGUGCAAGAAAGGUGACAAAAGUGAGUGUUUUCGGUGCGAGUAAAAGUUGGGAAGUCCGGAAAAGUGAUACCGUUUGUGCCAUCAUCGUCCGACCGACGCUUGUGGGGGGAAGAAAAACAACAUGAAGCGAAAAUGAGCUGUCAAAGUGAAUGUUUUCUUUAUCAACACUUGCUGUACGUAGUCGACGUUGUUUUCGUCAUGUAGACCAAAAGUGAAUGAUUAUCAAUAUCAGCAGUAUCAACAACGUCAGGUGUGAAUAUUUUAAGUGGAACUGUAAACUUUGGAAUAGUUGAGAUAGUACCCGACUGCUGGAUCAAGUGUCGAAUAGAAGGUGAUCCAUAUUCAGGAAGUCGGAAAUUAGUAAUAAAAUUUCUACGGAGUAAAGGAAACAACCAAUAAAAAGAAGAUAACGCCAGUCCACCCCUUUUCCCGUAGUCCAGAACGGUAGUAGCGUAGCGCGGUGACGCACGACCCCGAGGCCCCGAGGAAUGACAAUCGCAAUGGCCGGUCUAACGACGUCGGAGAUCUGCGAAAACACCAAGCUGGCCCGCGAGAUGGCCGUUAUGGGCAACUACGAUUCGGCCGGCAUCUACUACGAAGGGGUUCUGCAAAUGCUGCGGAGACUGCUCACCGGAAUCUCCGAACCGAUCCGGAAGGGCAAGUGGACUAUGAUCCAACAGGAAAUCAGCAAAGAGUACACUCAAAUGAAACUGAUCCAGAAGACUCUAACGGAAAUUACGAUGGACCUGCAGAACGCGCCACUCCAGGCUCGUAUACGAACUCCGCUGCACGAAACGGCCAACAAGGAUCCGGCCGCCUGGUUCCGUGCCGAUCCGGACGUUUGGAUGCCACCGAACCCGAACCGGGAUCCGGACGUUUGGGGUCCUCCGCCGGACCUCAGUGCACCCCGCACAAUAGCAUCCCGCAAUCAAAGCCGGUCUAGUACGACUUUGAACCGCAAGGCAGAGGUCAACAGGAAGAAUGCAGUUACGAAAUCGGCCACAUCGACCUCAAUUUCCGGCCGGAAGACAGUUAGUUCGAACUCGCGGGCGAGCAACGGGAAAACUGGGACCUUGCCAAGGAACAAAGCAAAAGCCAAUUCCCUUGAUAAUGGGAGCGAAGGAAGCAAAGGGGAGAAAAGUGACAAGGAAAAGAACGAAGAGGAUGAUCAGGAAAACCAGGAAGAACCGGAGCGCAAGUUUGAACCGGCAAGUCAUUCCGACGUGGAUCUAGUCGAUAUGCUGGAGAGAGAUAUUCUACAAAAGAACCCGAACAUUCACUGGGACGAUAUUGCCGAUCUUCACGAGGCGAAACGGCUGCUGGAGGAAGCGGUGGUGCUUCCCAUGUGGAUGCCGGACUAUUUCAAGGGAAUCCGAAGACCUUGGAAGGGAGUACUCAUGGUAGGCCCACCCGGAACCGGUAAAACCAUGCUGGCCAAAGCGGUAGCAACCGAAUGCGGCACGACGUUCUUCAACGUGUCCUCGUCGACUCUGACCUCCAAGUAUCGUGGCGAGUCGGAGAAACUAGUUAGGUUACUUUUUGAAAUGGCACGCUUCUACGCUCCUAGCACCAUAUUUAUCGAUGAGAUUGAUUCGCUUUGCUCAAGACGAGGGUCCGAGACGGAACACGAGGCCUCUCGUCGGGUCAAAUCGGAACUGCUAGUACAAAUGGACGGAGUCAGCAACGACGAGGCCACUAAAAUUGUCAUGGUCCUAGCAGCGACCAACUUCCCUUGGGACAUAGAUGAAGCCCUCCGGAGACGGCUCGAGAAACGUAUCUAUAUCCCACUGCCGAACAGGGAAGGUCGUGAGGCUCUGCUCAAAAUCAAUCUGCGCGAGGUGAAGGUAGGCGAAUCCGUAGAUUUGAACAAGAUCGCUACCCAACUGGAUGGCUAUUCCGGUGCGGACAUCACCAAUGUCUGCCGGGAUGCCAGCAUGAUGUCCAUGCGGAGGAAAAUCGCUGGACUCAAGCCGGAACAGAUCCGCCAGCUGGGCAAGGAGGAACUGGACCUUCCGGUGUCGAAUCAAGACUUUAGCGAGGCGAUUGCCAAGUGCAACAAAUCCGUCUCGAAAGACGAUCUCAUCAAGUAUCAGCAGUGGAUGAGGGAAUUCGGUUCGUCGUGAUCUAAGCGUCCGCCACCGACGACGACGACGUCCCGACGAGAGAAUCGUGCAAUAAUCGCUUGUGUUGUCCACCCCGCCAUCAAAACUCGAUUUGUUUUAACCGUUUAUUUUGUGCGUUUUACGUAAAUCGUGUCUUUUAAGAACGAAUAUUUUUAUUUAUUAUUUUGUGAAUGAUUUUGUCUAUUGGCCACGACUUCAGUUUAAAACAAUGAUGAGUGUAUAAUUUCGUCUUGAUUCGUUCCGACUUUUCAGUUAAUUGCAUGUCUCAUUAGUUUAGUUUUUAAUGAUCAAAAUUCAUAAUUUCAUCUUGUAUCUGUCUUUAUCAUUUUGAGAUGGCACUAACACACACACACACUCACCGUAACAAUCUUUGCACCCAAUCAACCACCCUCCAAGAAGUUGUGAUGGAAGAAAAGGGAAUAGGUAAAAAGCUUUUGUUGCUACUAUUUUCAUACUUUGCUGAUCGUUGUGAAGAAGAGAAGAACGGGAGAAACAACUGUAGGCUAAACAAUCUUAAUUCUUCUGAAAAAUAUAUCACUAGAAACACUAAACAUACAUAUUUGAUAAGAUUAAUUUUAUUAAU
This is a messenger RNA of Ochlerotatus camptorhynchus, 2988 nucleotides long. It is a transcript of the gene Kat60, whose product is annotated as Katanin 60. Gene Ontology annotation, cellular component: microtubule cytoskeleton. The coding region runs from base 771 to 2405 and encodes 544 amino acids. Gene Ontology annotation, molecular function: ATP hydrolysis activity; microtubule binding; ATP binding. The record is from RefSeq and is a predicted model, not a curated record. The transcript is spliced from 3 exons. Lineage: Eukaryota; Metazoa; Arthropoda; Insecta; Diptera; Culicidae. Gene Ontology annotation, biological process: microtubule severing.